CCUCCCUGAACGCAUCAGCAGCGCUAACGGAGGAUCCGUCGUCUACAGAGGGGGGACACCUAAAACUGACAAGGGCGGAAAACAGCCAACCGUGCAGAAAAGAAAGAAGGAAAAACCACGACAGAACCAGAACCGAGGAGCAGUCCGGCUGUAGACCCCUCUGGACCCGGUGACCCAGCAGACCAUGCCCGCCCCCCUGGAGCUGCAGGCCGGCGGCUCAGAGAGGUUUUGUUAGCGGGGGGAAAGAGCAGAUGGAGCUCCAGGCCUCUCUCGGUGUUUUUCCACGGAUGAAGAACAAGGCCCCGCUGACAGGAGGCAGGAGGGACCCCGGGACCACGGCUCACUCCCCGCUACAUGCUCUCUCUCUGCUCCCCCCGAGGUUCUGAGCUUCUCUGCCGGACAGACUUUUGGAUGUUUGGAGGCUGUCCACCAGAAGACACCGGGUGUCGGCGGAGAAAACAGACUGUUUCCCCCUCCACGUCCACGGUCCAGCUGGGAGCUCCAGACGUGUGGAUCAUCCUGGCUGUCGAAGAACUCCACGCAGGGACAGAAGAGCCGUGAAGCAAUGAUUCCUCCUCCUCUGAACUAACGGACACACUCCUCUUCACGGGACUGCUGACCUGACUUUGAAACUCGACGUACGGUUAUGGAACACUUGAAAGAAACACUACAGACUCAGUUUUUUAGUAUAGUUUGGUUUAUUGCCUAUUUAUGAUCCUUUUUUUAUGACUCCCCUCAGAAGCACUUGAAGGCUUCACCCUUUAAUGGAGAGUAUUAGUGAAAUGUUUAUGUGAUUAAAGACAAGCAUCGGCUUUGGUGGAUUAUUGCUACUCCUUGGAAGUUUUGGGGGGUAGAACUCCCUGCAGGACUACCUCUGCACACCUUGUUGGCUUACACAAAGGGCUCACCGCUGUUUUUCGGCGUUUGUAGACUUAGUGCACGAGGCAGUUGUGGCUUCGUGACACUUUGCCUCAGCUGCAUUGGAAGAUGUUCCAGUUCAGCAAGUACCCCAUGGACAUUCUAGAAAUGCUAAGUGGGCACCAAGCCCACCAGUUCAAAGGCCUUGGAUUGGAGCGGCAGUUGAGCCAUCAACAGCAGGUUCAACUGCAGCAUCAGCAGCAGCUCCAGCAGCAGCACCAGCCCUCCGCCGACACCUCUGGGAGCCUCCUGUCCGGCCUCGGACUGGGAUCCCUCCAGAGUUCGCGGAGCAAUGCCUUUGCUGACUCCUCGUCGUUAUUCGCCAAAAUGAGCGCCCCUCCUCCUUCCAUCUCCCACCAGAGCCAGUCGUCUUCCUCUCACAGCUCGAGGAAGUCCAGUAAGAUGAGUAGCAGCAGCGGGAGUGGGAGUUCCUCGUCGGGGUACCCUCAGUUCCUGCGGCCUUUUCACCCGGCUGAGGCUGCGCUGGCUCAGGAGCAGCUUCACUCCGGGAUGGGACGGUUUGACUUCGGCGGGGGCGGCAGCGGAGGGGUCGUCGCACCCGCGCCGCCUCCUCCGCUUCAUCCUGGUCUCUCUGUUCCCCAGCCUUCACCUGGUCAACCAUCUUCUUCGCCUUCUUCUUCCACCUCUGCUUCAGCCUCUAACAACCCCUCCGGCAGCACUGCAGUCCCCUUAGUCGGCCAGUCCGACCCCCGCAGCCUCCACCAGCAGUUCAGCUGCAUGCUCGCUGCUAACCAGUACUUCCUCUCGGGCGUGCCCACCAACAGCAGUCUGGAGCAGUUCCUCGUCCAGCAGGGCACACACAAUCACCUGGGCUUGGGUCUGGGCCAGGGAUCUUCCGAGUCAAACUCGGCCCUCGCCCCUCCUCCCGCCCUCCACUCCUCCCACAGCCACAGCCACGCAGCUCCACAGCCUCAGCAGCAGCAACAACAGCUGACUCCUCAUGCCUUAUCUCAUCCACACAGCCACACUCACCACCCGCACCCUCUCCACCCGGCCCCCCAGCCGGCCCCACUGGGUGGCUUUGAUUUCCAAGGCAUUCCAGUGCUAUCCUCUAACCAGAUAGCAUCGCUAAUGCAGCAAGAGGCCGGCCUCCCCCUCCCCCUCCCCCUGCACCUGUCCCUCUCUAAAGACGAUUCAGCAAAGGGAGGAGACAGCUCGUCUACGUCGCAUUCAAGUGGAGGGAGCAGGAGAAAGAAAGCGAUGGCGGGCUACCUUCCUCAGAGGAAAUCAGAAAGUAGCAGCCACAGUCACAGCAGUCACAGCCACAGCAGCAGCAGUGUUAGCAACUGCCAUAACAGCAGCUCAAGUGGGCACAGUCAGAGCUCCUCAUCGGGCCUCGUGGGAGGAGGAUCCGGGGGUGUCGGGAUAAGUGGCAUCGGAAGUGAGCCACCGCAUUCCUCUCUCCUCUCAUCAUCCUCCCAGCAGUCAUCCUCCACUGUCUCCUCUUCCUCAUCUGCCCCUUCCUCUAACUCCACGUCUGUGCUCGUAGCAAAUGGCAACCAACAUAAAUCACAAGAGGGCCACAGUAACAGCUCAUCAGGCCAGCCCGAACCUGAGCCCCUCUACCACUGUGGUGAGUGUGGUAAAACUUUCACCCACCUCUCGAGCCUCAGAAGGCAUCUACGCAGCCACGGCCUGACACCAGAAAGCCAAAGUAGAAAACUGGACUGUAACUCCCCGAGCCCUGAGAGGGUAUUCUGCUGUGGCGAGUGUGGGAAGAGAUUUAAAAAGAGGGGUCACCUCAUCCAACACAGCGUCACCCACUCAGAAAACCGGCCUUUUGUCUGCAACGUCUGCCAAAAGUCUUUCAACCGUCGAGAAUCGCUCACGAGGCACGAGAAGAUUCACGACGAAAAGCCUUUCCGGUGUCCCGCGUGCGGACGUUGUUUCCGAGAGAGCACCUCCCUCCUCAACCACGCGGCUUCGGGUGCCUGCGGGAAACCUCCCCGGAGCUCGAAAAACCGGCCAAACAGCGGCGGGGGUGGCUCGUCGAACCCAAGCAGUAGUAAAAUGAGAAGCAGUGGAGACACGGUGGGGAUUUCAAACGAUGGUGCAGCAAUGGCGAAUGACAAAUAUGCAACAGAUUACUCCAGAAAUCGCUACCCGAAUCAGUCGGGCUACAGCAGCGGGGUUGACGAUUACAGACGGUCACAGCCCUCGUCUCUGUACCCCUCAGAAAGCACGCUAGCCGGUGAAAUGAACAACCAGACCCUCCGUAAAGCCCCUUUAGCCCCAACCCUUCAUCCCCACCCACAGAAUCAGCACCACCACCACCAACCUCAACCUCAGCCACAACCGCAGCCUCACCUCCCCCUCUCUUCUUUAUUGGAUGACUCAGAGGAUGAGGUCACCAGCAGCGCGAUGUCAGCCAUUGCUGCUGCAGCCGCCGCCUCCUGUGAUUUAAACACAGAAAACCGGGAUGGAGAAAGGAGGGACAUCAUCGGAGGUCUGCUGGGGGGGUUGGGGUUUGGUAACUUAGGUGGACCGUCGUCCACUUCAAGCCUCAACGGGUCCACCAUGCCUUUGACCCACCCCAGCCAGCCACACAUGAAAACCAAGAGGCCGAGAAAGCCGAGAGAAAAAAGGGACCCAAACAACAUUGUGAGGCGGAGAAGGAGUCCCGCGCCACCGGGGGACGGAUCGGAGAGACCGUACGGCUGCCAGAUUUGUGGCAAACGCUUCAGAAGGGCCGAGACCUUACGGCGCCACAACCGCGUCCACACGGGAGAGAAGCCUCACUCCUGCGAUGUCUGCGGCAAAAUGUUCCGAGAGCCUUUCCACCUCACCAAGCACCUGACCGUGCAUUCUGGUCAAAAGAACUACAAGUGCAAUCUGUGCGGGAAGAUGUUUGCUUACGCACAGAGUCUGGUGAGACAUGGGAAGCUGCACAGAAGAGGAGAGAUCGACAGCCAGGGGAGGAGAAUUAAAGGUGCUGCUGCUGCUGCGGCCGCCGCCGCUGCCGCCAUCAGUCAGGUGCCCAACUCGGCAAACUCUAACUACUUCUCUUCCUGCUCUCAAGGAGAGAAGUCUCCAACACGUGGCACUCCCUCUCAGAGGCUUUAUACCUGUACAGUGUGCUGGAAAUCUUUCCGCCACUACUUCCACCUGACAGCACACCAACAGACGGUCCACGGCGGCAGUGUGGGGCUUGAGAAGUCCUUUCGUUGUGAAGUGUGUGGAAAAGCCUUCGCCUACUCCAACAGCUUGGUGCGCCACAAGCUGUCUCAGCACGGCAUCGACCGCAGCGGCCAGCGAGUCAACCAGAGCCAGCCCUCUGGAUUCUCACCACUGUUCUAUGAUUCUGGAUCGGGAUCGAACUACACCGGAGGGACUCACAUGCAGCCAGGAGCCACUGGGCAACAUCAGCAGCAGCCACCACAGCAACAACAACAACAACAGCAGCAGCAGCAGCAGCUGCAGCACCCUUUUCAGUACCGCUCAAAAAACUUCCAAAAGCGGCAAGGACAAACAAGAAAGCACAGAAAGAAAAAAAGAGUGGUGAUCCACAGCAUCAUGAGAGAUGGAAAGCUCGUAGGCGUUCCUCUGAGUAAAGAUACUCGAAAGAAGCUCAUACUUCUGAGGAGGAAGAGGGGCAAACUGCAGGCCCAGGUCAACAAAAAGAAGCUCCUGGCCCAGUUGAGGGUAAAGGGUGGACUCAUGAGGGUGAAGUCGUGGACCGGCGGUGCUGUAAAGGUCGCAGGGCUCACCUCAAUGGACAUCCCGAUCAAGCGCUUCCCCUGCCCCAUCUGCCCCAGCGCCACCUACGCAAAGCAGGGUUCUCUGUUGGUCCACUACGCUAUGAAGCACCCUCCUAAAAACUCAGGGCGCCCUGCUCGACUGCGGUGCCAGGUGUGCGGAAGGCGCACGAGCUCACUACACAAAGCCUUGAAACACAGGGGCCAGCAUCUGAAACAAGCUGCAUUCCAGUGCCACAAAUGCCGACACCGUUUCUGGAGCCCGGGACUGCUGACCCGGCACAAGUUCUCCUGCCGGGGGUUGACAACCGGCAGCGGGAGUGGAAACUGGGCACUGAUGAAGAUGAAAUCUCCACAGAGUCAGACAGAAAGUGACCAUUCACCGAGCCAGCUAACGGUCCCAGUCUCGGUCCCGGUUCCAGUUCCGGUUCCGGUUCUGGUUCAGCCUGAGAGAUCAACAGUCCUGACUGAGUACAGUCAGUAAAAAAACAAACAAACAAACAAACAAAAAAAAAAAAACAGUUUUCUAGAAUAGAUUGUUUUUAUGUUUAUUUUUUUUAAAUAAUCAAAGAAGCAAGAGCUAGCAAGUUUUUAACAGAACAAGAAGGGAGGAGGACGGGGAGGGUUUAGUGUAACUACCGUAAUAUCCCCAAAACCGCUCCCGGAGAAAUCGGUAAACAGUCCUAACUUACUACAGCAGAGGUGGUGGAUGAACUAGCGUGGACUUGAAAAGGCCGGAAAUCAGAACCACACUCAUUAUCCUUUUCCCUACGGUGAAGGAAAAUCUCGACCACCUGUGAGUUUUAGUAGCACCUGUUUGAGAAGAUCAUUAAUCCAGUGUCCUUUCCAUCAUAUUUUUUUAUUUUCAAUUAGCAGUGUUUGCGCAUACAUAUGGAUUUGAUGCCUAUAGUAGAAGUGAGGUACCUUUUAGUACCAGUUUAUUUUUUCAAAUUGUUCUUACAUAAUCCACUGUUGAACCGUUUAGUCCGUGUCUAUUGCUCUGUAUGUGUUUAUUUGUUAUCCCGGUGGAGAAUCUCUCACUUUUUUUAAUAUUGAGAUCAGCCCUUAAAGUAAAUUAAAAAAAAAACCCGACAUGACUGUCUCAAAAUAAAGUAAACCCGACUCUUACAAAAGUCAAGAGUCGGAUGUAUCACUAAAAGGCAAUACAAGUUGAUGUGCUUAAAGUGACUGAAAAGGUUCAAAGGUGUCGGGGAAGGAACAGAAAAGUGUUGUUGACCUUGUUUUUAAUGUACACUACUUUUGUCAUUUUUUAAAAAGAGGCGUGAACGGAAAGCAAACACGACUCAAACUGUUAAUGUGUUCAGGAUUUUAAGAGGACAACAGAAAUAACCGAGUGUACUGUAAAAUUCGUAUUAUAUUUUAUUAUAUAUUGAUUAUUUGCUGUUUUUUACUCCAAGUAUCAUUUCUUUUAUCAUUGUUGGUAUUGUACGGGCGGGAGGGAACGAGUUGGGGGACUAUCUUUGUAAAACAGCGGGAUGAGUAUAUGUAUCGAUGUGAUAUUUUUUCCCCUCCCUGUACCCCUUUUUACCCACUCCCUCAUUGCCACAGUUAUGCCCGAUUUUUGUAACAAAAGCGUGUACACAUAGUUCACUACGUAGGUCCUGUCCAGACGUGUUUUUUCUUUUUUUUUCUGUAAAACUAAAACAUGUAAUAUUAUUACUAAAUUACUAUCCUUUUCUUUGCCUAAAAGUGAGUUGUUGAAAACCCUCAAAUCAAAUAAAAAAAAAACUGAAAUGUUA
Notolabrus celidotus (New Zealand spotty) is the source of this 6394-nucleotide messenger RNA. RefSeq lists its product as uncharacterized. Bases 988 to 5118 code for a protein of 1376 amino acids. The transcript is spliced from 3 exons. Gene Ontology annotation, biological process: regulation of transcription by RNA polymerase II. The record is from RefSeq and is a predicted model, not a curated record. Lineage: Eukaryota; Metazoa; Chordata; Actinopteri; Labriformes; Labridae. Gene Ontology annotation, molecular function: RNA polymerase II cis-regulatory region sequence-specific DNA binding; DNA-binding transcription factor activity, RNA polymerase II-specific.